UUUCAACCAAUGAGAACUAUGCUUUUGUGCCCGCCGCCAAGCUCGUAGUGGCUUUACCUGCACGAAAUAGCUCAUCUUCAAAAACACCCCCAAGUGUUGUGGUAGUUAUAAACAAUUCACAAAUAGUAAAAAACAAAACGCGAUAUUCGAGGGAACUUCGAGCGUUAUUUUAACCAAAUUUAUUGUGCACCGGGUUCUCGUAUUUUGAAUCUGAAAUAUCGCCUAGUUACAGUCGCCAUUUUUGUUGGACUUCGAUGAAGUAGUAUACCACAGUAAAUUAAUUUUAGCCCGGGUAAUUUUCAGUGUUCAACGAUUUUCGAAAUAAUGCUUUAAAAGAAACAUCCGCGAUUGUUUUACUUUCGUUUUGUGAUUCUUAGGUGUGAAAAUGACCCAACAAAACAGUACAACCAACUGGGUGAUUCAAGGAUCAAAUGGACAACCACAGAUGAUAAAGGUUGUCCAACCAAGUGGAAAACCCAUAAGUGGCAUCGUCACAUCAGUAGCUGGACAGCCGGUAAAGAUUUUCAAGUCACCGAACAGCCAGGAUUCUGUUCAGGUGUAUGGUACAACAGGCUCAUCACAAAUAAUAAGGACAAUAGCAACGACUCCAAAAUUCGUAACGACAAAAGGUAGUGCACUUCAGGUCAGCGGAAUACCAAAAGGUGCAAAGACUAUUCGUUUGACUCCGACCCAAGUGCAAAAUAUAAAAUUUGUAACGCAAAAUAAUCAGAAAGUGCAAAUUAACCAAAAUACAACGGCAAUACCUAUCGUACAACAAACUCAUACAGUACAGAACCAAAAUAAAAAUAAUUCACCUCCAAUUCUUCAGAGAAAGAGAGCCGAUCCAAUAGAGGUGGAUUUUGUACAAGAUUCGAAACGUAGCAGAAAAUCCGAGAAAGUUGGUAAAGGGCUUCGCCACUUUUCAAUGAAAGUGUGUGAGAAAGUGCGGAAAAAAGGUAAAACCACUUACAAUGAAGUAGCUGAUGAACUAGUGGGCGAGUUCACGAGUGCGUCCAGCAAUAACUCUUUAGCAGAUCAGCAGUAUGACCAAAAAAAUAUCAGAAGACGGGUUUAUGAUGCCUUAAAUGUAUUAAUGGCUAUGAAUAUAAUUUCGAAAGAAAAAAAAGAAAUUCGGUGGAUUGGUUUGCCAACAAAUUCGCUCCAAGAGUGCAUGCAGUUGGAGAGAGAAAAACUCAAAAAAAUUGCCACCAUAAAAGAAAAGAAGAAGCAAUUGCAAGAAUUAAUUUUAAAUCAGAUCUCAUUUAAAAAUUUGGCUCAGAGAAACAGAGAGUUGGAAGAAAUAAACGGACCACCAGCUCCCAGUUCGUAUAUUCAGUUGCCUUUUCUUAUUAUAAGCACAAAUAAAAAGACUGAGAUCGACUGUAGUAUCUCAAAUGAUAAAAAAGAAUAUAUUUUUAAAUUCAAUGACAAAUUUGAAAUCAAAGAUGACGUUGAAAUAUUGAAAUCAAUUGGAAUGUUGAUGGGUCUAGAUAACGGAAAGUGUACGCCAGAAAAUUUGGAAAAAAUAAAAAAAAUGGUGCCCAAAUCGCUAGAGAAUUACGUAGAUCAACUGGCAUUUGGUGCAUCAGAUGAAACAGACAAAUUAUUGGAAACUGAUACUCCUUGUACAAGUAGCAUGUUGACAACUGAAGAUUUUGUAGAAACCACUUUGGAUGAAGAAAAUUCACAUCAAUCUUCGAGUGAUCCUCUGUCGCCCGGCGCUCCAGAUUUUAGUGACGAAGAAGGAGAUUCUGAUAUGUCAAGUGAUAUUGAGUUGAACUAGUGUUUUUUUUUUCUACUGUGUAUCAAUGUCUGUCCAUGUGAUUGCAGUAAAAGACGGUUGGAUUUCUUUAUUUUUAGUGAUGUACAUUUACAUUUUAAGUACUAAAAUUUACUUGAAAGCUUAUUUCUUCUAUUAAAUAGGUGAGUCAAUUUUACAAGACGUUUUGUAUAUUGGUUCAAAGAUUUUCACACAUUUUAAAAAUAUCUGUAUAUAAGUAUCAACUUUGUAUAAAUUUUUGCUUUUUGUUUGCAAAUAAAUUUGCACCUGUGAUAACAAGUGCUUGUAAUUUAAAUGUGUUUAAAAGGAAUGGUCAAAUUUUUGUAGUGGACCAAUAUUUUUUGAUUAGAGUAUUCCAAAAAAGAUUAAGAAGUUUACUAUUCUUUGAAGUUAUGUUUUAAUAUUUAAUUUUUUUUUAAGGUUUUGUAAAUGUUGAAGUACUGAAGGCCAAUUAAAUUUU
Zophobas morio is the source of this 2240-nucleotide messenger RNA. It is a transcript of the gene Dp, whose product is annotated as transcription factor Dp-1. The record is from RefSeq and is a predicted model, not a curated record. Gene Ontology annotation, cellular component: nucleus; transcription regulator complex. Gene Ontology annotation, molecular function: RNA polymerase II transcription regulatory region sequence-specific DNA binding; DNA-binding transcription factor activity, RNA polymerase II-specific. Lineage: Eukaryota; Metazoa; Arthropoda; Insecta; Coleoptera; Tenebrionidae. Gene Ontology annotation, biological process: regulation of transcription by RNA polymerase II; regulation of cell cycle. The transcript has 10 exons. The coding region runs from base 386 to 1783 and encodes 465 amino acids.